AUGCGUGCUAGCUUUAUGAUCUCCGCCUGCGCCGUGCUCCUUGCCGGUACCGCUUUGGCUCAAGAAUCCGCCCCGGCCAGUUCCAGCUCGGCCGCCUCUGCCCCUGCCGAGAGUUCCAGUGCAGCUCCCGAGGCCGCUUCUUCCGGCUCCGGUGGAAUCGCCGGUGCCGUAGAGAGCUUCGCCUCUUCCGCCGUCAGCUCGGCUGCCAACUCGGUCGUCGGUGCAGCUUCGAGCGUCGUCUCAUCCGCUGCGGGUGCCGCCGAGACCAAGAUCUCUGGAGGUAUCCCCGUUACCGGUAACAACGCUACCGUCGAUUCCAACUCUACCGCCAAGGGUGUCGCCAACGCUACCAAUGGUACCAACGGGACCAGCGGAGCGCUCGGACUUCGAUCCCACAUCACUUCCGGAAAGGAGGUCAUCGGGUUCGGUCUUAUGGCCGCUGGGGUGUAUGCUGGGCUGUCCUUCUUGUAGAGGAAGCUCCGGGCAGGCGUUUGGCCUCUAGCUCUGCGCAAAGACGUUUACCGUACUCUGUUUGUGCUCUUGCUCCCAUGUUUCCCGCAUGAUCAGAAGAUGCCAUUCUUUUGCGACCCACAAUUCCACAGUAUUAUC
Molecule: messenger RNA, 609 nt
Organism: Filobasidium floriforme
Lineage: Eukaryota; Fungi; Basidiomycota; Tremellomycetes; Filobasidiales; Filobasidiaceae
Exons: 3
Coding region: 1-471 (156 amino acids)
Source: RefSeq, a predicted model, not a curated record